CCCCAUAGGAGUGGACAUGUGAAUAGUGUCCAAUCACAAGGAGCGCUCUGCCGUGCUGCGUUGCAUGCUUGCGAACAGCAUUUGUGAGCGAGAGCAGAUGAGAAGAGCGUUUGUAGUUUUAUGCAUGUACGUAGGAACUCUUCAACCACUUGAUCAGGUCGCACCGACAGGAGCACUGCACGAGUAUGGGAGCAGUGGACUAUGCACCACGUACCGCUGCUGCUGCUCCUCCGGACGACAAUGGGGUGCAAGGAUAGAAAGAGUAGUUCCAUAUACAAGGUGCACUACAGAGCACUGUUUUAACCUCAAUAUCUGCCGUUCAAGGACGAGCACCCGCAAAGAACAUCUUUGGACAUCACAUAGAGCCUGCCUUGACAGCUGACGUCUGGUGGUUCUUUCUCGCGACUCGCCUACGACGACCAAGAUGCCUUCGCGCCUACCUGAAGACCGAGACCCAGUCCCCGCUUAUGCGGCAUUCCUCCCUGACAACAGCGCGGCGGUGGACGGCGCAGCUGGGCCGUCGCCGCUGUACAACCAAAUCAGCUACGCACCGGCCGAUGCGAAUCCUCAUGCUCUGCUGCCAUCGUACGGCAGCCUCUUCCGGAACGGGCUGCGCUUACGGUGGCAUACUAAGCCUUUCUACCUCACCUCGCUCGACCGCGCGGACGCGUCGCAGCCUACGACCGCGCUGUACUUCCGCCUGCCGUCACCUGCGCAAGCGCUCACACCGCAGCAGCUCGACUCGACCAGCGCAGCGACGCUCGCGUCCGCAUGUCGCUGCAGUGAACGCGGAGACUGCACAUGCGACCUCGGGCGCGGCUCGAUCUUGUUCACGGCCGAAUACGCCGAGCACGGCGGCACGGACAAAGUGGGAAAGAAUGAGAUGAUCGUCAAGCGCACCAACGAUGCAUCCGAUGUGGUGGCCAGGGUGUGCCGAGGGCAUCUGAUGCACCGCUACCGGUGGAAUAUCCGGGACGCUUCGGGCAAGACGUGGGCCACGCUUGAUAGAAAGGGCACAGGCACUGUCGUAUCCGUCGAGGGCAUUAAGCACACUUUGCUCUGGAGAAGGCAGCAAGGCAUAUUUGAAUUGGUGAUACCACAAGAGAACGAUUUUCUCGUCGCACAGCAUCAUCCAAAUGGCAUGCUCCUCUUCCACAACGAAACGGAACGCAUGCCACAGGAUCUUGCCUGCGACGUCGACGGAUGUCCCUUUAUCAGCAGCAGCUUUGGUUUUGUCUUUCGCUGUCAGACCUGCACCGCGAUCCGGUAUGACGACACGGUCGACUAUUGCGAGGCGCAUCUCGGCGAGGUCAGUCGCGUGCACCAGGCGACACACAGCUUUGUCAGAAUCCUACCGCGCAUCGGAACGGGAGACAAAGGGGAGAGCAUGAUCGACGACGAUGUGCGCGAGACGAAGUUGCUGCGUAUGGACGAUUUGAUGCUGGAGAGAAAGAAACACGAGCUCAUCAUUGUUUCACUCGCAGUUGCAUUGAUGGACUCUUGAUGCGAAAUGGACCGCAUUCACUUUUCAUUCUAAUGCUGCAACAUUAUGUAUUUUCGCCUUUGCCACUUCAUCAUUAUUUU
Molecule: messenger RNA, 1584 nt
Organism: Tilletiaria anomala UBC 951
Lineage: Eukaryota; Fungi; Basidiomycota; Exobasidiomycetes; Georgefischeriales; Tilletiariaceae
Exons: 2
Coding region: 425-1504 (359 amino acids)
Source: RefSeq, a predicted model, not a curated record